Amoebophrya sp. A120 is the source of this 3957-nucleotide messenger RNA. NCBI's taxonomy places the organism in Eukaryota, Dinophyceae, Syndiniales, Amoebophryaceae. The record is from the annotation of a GenBank genome assembly.
GUUUGCAUUGAGAGAGUGAAAGAAGGUGGUCGGGUGCUGCCGUGGCUUAGCUGAAGCCCCUGCCCUGCGCCUUUUUGCUCUGGGACUUCGUUCCUUUUCAAAAAAUGACUUCAAUUUGGCGUGCUCGUCCUCGUGUCUAGUCUGGCCUCAUUUCGAUCUCCCGAAGCCCAUGUCGUCAAAUGCCAUGCAUCGCUAACACGCCGAAGGAAGCUACUUGAUUCUAACGUAUCACUGCCCACCCCCAGCUGCCUCCUCCCAUGGUUUUGUGUUGUUGUUGUUGCGGUGGAGACGAGCACAGCACCGCCCGAAGAUCGUCCCGGCGGUCGGACUCCAGGAGGUCUAGCCGGAAGCACUCGCUGAUUUUCGGCGCUUCCGCCGAUAUCCACGUGAUAAAGCGUAAGGACCGCGGCGAAAAAAUCGAGGAUUUCUCCGUUUUCUCCACCUCUUCCUCCGAAGAACUACGGGCAAAGCAACAAGGCGUCGUGCCGCCGCUGCAUAACCCCUCGACCGAUCCAGCUUCCAGUUCCACACAAAAACCCCCGAUCAAGCUUUCCAUCCGGGUGGCGCAGCGACUCGCGAACGGACAUAAUGAGAACAAGACCGGUGGCACGACGUCGGAUCGGGCGGGGGAUGGUACAACAGCAGCAGUGGCCAGCAAGGAAAAGGAUGCCUCCGGUGAACAGAGUGGGAGCACGACUGCUACAGCACACCCAUUCAGGGAGCCGCCACAAAAAAGCGCCGGCCCUGGUGACACGAGUAACGCACCUCCGGCGAAGCCGCAGCAUCACCAGCACAAGUUUUCCGAGCACAAAACGCUCUUACUCCCGGGCAACUGGGCAAAUUUCACGGGGCGGCAGUGCAGUGACUUUCUGCUGAAAGCACUCGAGCUAGAGGACGAAGACGAGCCGCACGGUUUUAUCGUGCGGGACGGCACUACGGGUUUUCACUAUUACGAGGACGAUUUGCCGCGGCUCGCGAAGGACUGCACCGAGCAGGAGAUCGAUGAGCAGCAGUUCCAGUUUCUCCCCGCCGUGCUCCACACCAGCAGCAGCUUGGUCUGCGAAACCAUACACGCGUACGCGGAAAGGAGGGCGACGGUAUAGUGUUUGUGUUGCCACCUCUUUGGGGUCAGCGUCAGCGUCGAAAGCAUUUUUGCAGAUCAUGAAGUGCAGCAAGCCGCUGCUGGUGUAAGUAUGUAUCAGCAAGCAAGAACGCAUAACGCAACGUGAACCUCGUUAAGUGAAAUCAAUCGAUAUCGAUCCACCCACAGACCUUCGUUGACCCUUUGCAGCACACGGAGAUCGAAUUGCUGCUUCGCCACAAGAUGCAGAUCGGCUUCAAGCUUUACUGGGUCACCCGCCUGGCUCGGGAGCCCCUGCUGCGCUACUUCCAAGUCGUUGGCAACAAGGCCGGGGACUACAGCCUGAAGUGCUUUCUGCACGAGAAUCCGCUGCAAGACAGCGAGGGAGAGCAAAUUGAGUUCGACCACUGUUCGCUGCUGCUCGGCCAGCAGAACCACUCCGGGUUCGAUUUCCAUGACGAUUUGUUCCACUGCGAAGCGUUUUCCUUCUCUCUCGUCUUCACGAAAACCUCUGACACCCUUCUGCCAGAAACCCUGCAACGGUUCCAAAUCCUCAACCUGAUCGCCUGUUCGCAGCUGGAAUACGAUUACAUCGUCGGGGUGUUCAAGGCCCUGAUUCUGAACGCGAAAAGCCAGAAGGUCAGCAAGAAGCUGCUCUUAUCCUUUGUAAAAACGUCCCCACCCCAGAGUUGUAAUGCAAAUGGAAAUGCGCAAUGACAGGAACAUUUGUAAUGCGCAUCCCCAUGAGAGGUAUUUCCAAUCGUGAUUUGGCAUUUGUAAUGCUGUAAACAGGAUGAGAAGUUGGCUUUCUCAUGCGGCUUGCCUUGCUAUGCACCACUAUACUACAGACGGAAACUUGUCAUGCACAACUCCCAAAGCUUGCCGAUUUGUCUAGCAGAUUUCCCAUCUUGACUCUGGCGUGGGGACGUUUUUACUCAGGAUAGCUCUUCAACCACAGCGCGCGCUGGCAGGACGCCUACGCGGCGGCGGAGUUGAGGUCGUCGUUUCUUUAUCAAAUGCAAAAAUGUCUAGGUCUGGAAAAGUGUAGACUUGUCAUGCAGAUUUUCCAUGACCCAUGAGGUCUGGAAUGCGGGACUUAGCACGACAGACUUUGCGAGGUCUCUGCCAUGCCUAUCCUGCAUGAGAAACUUCCUUCAAACUUGGUCAAAAGUGUACCGCUUUUGGCACUCAUGCAACACAGAUUUUUGCAUGCUUCAGAUUCACCAUGACAAGUUGCAAUCUUCCACACCCUGACACUUUUGCAAUUCAUAUUCUUCCCUUUCUGCUCGGGUACAACUACACAGAGAUGUUUAUGAACAGCAGCGGGGGAACUACAGCAACUGCAAAUUCCAUCACGGCAUUGAGCGAAAUCGACUUUUGUCUGCGGUCGUUGCAGAAAUCAAGGAAGCUGCUCGAGGACGCCGCGUUGCUCGAUCCGUUUCAACAGAAGGAACUGCCAGGCGUUGCUGGUGGCAGAGACAGUGGCGUUUCCCCCUUACCGCCUGCUUCCCCAGCAGCGCCCGCGGCUUCCCCGGCCCUGGAAUCCGCGCGCUCGGUGCCGGAAACAAUCCGGACGGAAUACGACACGGAAAUCGAACGGUAUGACAACUCUGACAAUGAAGAGAACGAAAAUGACGCCCACCUUUUUAACUCCCCGCGCGCCAAACGCUUUUCCGUUACUUACGCCGACACGGUGUGGAACUCCGAGCCGGAGAGGAUGUUUGCGGAACCGACUUUGCAAAUGCUGUUUCACCUCCCGCCGGCGAAGCUUUUUGAGCGGCAUUCGGAGAUCGCCGAAAAGGCGGAAAAACACCGGAACGCGUGGAUCUACGUGUUUCCCGAGGCGGUGCUGCACGCAGGUCUGAAGAACUCCUUCACGUACGUGGACUACGAAAGGAAAGCCUACCGCUCCGCCAUCCGCGAAUGUCGGAGGUAUCUGAAGGAAGCCAUGCGGGAGCUUGGGGUUGCGGCCGCGCAGGCCGAAAAUUUUGGCAGUGCCACUGCUAGUGCUUCGAACCACAACCAACGGCGUCGAGACACCUUUGCCGCAGCGUCGCCGGAGGACGUGCUACUGGAGGCUGGUGGGGGACUCGUGAACAAGAAGCAAGAGACGCUUGUCGAGCGGAACAGAUGGAUAACAGCGUGGAAGAAAGCAAAGCCGGAACAAAAACUCGUCGUCGUCAUUUACGAAUACAAGGUAAGUACUUACACCACAGCUGCGGUAAAUUCGAUAUGAUUUUUCAAGUUUUCUCGAGCUUUCAAAUUGCUUUUGCAUGGUGAGAGAGUUAAUAAAGACAACAUCUGAGUGAAAGAUCUGUCGCAAAAUCCACCUUUACCACCCCAGGCCGGCCUCGAGCUUUCGUGUGCGGAAGUCCUGUACCGACGUGCCUGCAACUUUCUCAAAGUUUCUACCGAUAGCACAAUCACCUCGAGACUCGCUUCGGUUCCGCCGCCGCUGCUGAAACAGCAAGAGCUGUCUUCGGGGAGUACUUCUGGACUUGGGGCGCUGACCGGGAGCUGUGGCGUCAGCGAUUUCACCAAUCCGGUGCGGGAGAGAAUGUUUUUGGCGUGUUUGCGGCAGGAGGCGGUAGAUGCCUUCGGAGGGCCGGACUCGCUCAAAACGGCGAAUGUCGGCGGGGCGGGAAAGGGAAAGUUGUAGGCACUUGGGCAUUGGUUCGCGACGUUUCGUUGGUUUUGACAUAGGCAUCUUCAUCGUUUCACUUGGAAGAGCUUGUGAGAGGACCUCUGUGUCUGUACGAUGAAUUAUGUUUCGAAAACGAGAUGAAUCGAGGAAGAACUGUUGCAGAAAGAGGAUAUCGUUCACAAAAGUGCACUGACCUGGACCAUUUCGUUGCUUCUUUCAAAAUUGCCAUAUC